AGAGAAAUGUUUUUUUCUUCUUUUUUUGUUGAAAUAGAAAUGUUUUUAUAAGGAGUCCAUUGGUCUUUCUUGCUUGCAACAUCUUUCUCUCUCUGUAUUGCGAAACUUGCUCAAGCUUCUUCACUCUUUCUCUCUCUUUCUCUGUAAUUUUAGCUUUCUGGGUAUCCUAUGAAAUGGCAAAAACUUGGAUUGUUGAUUGUAAAGGAAUUGCCAGUAAAGUAAGACAUGCAAACUUAUCUUCAUCUGUGCAGAUUAAAGACUGUGGAGCAAAGCGUGAAUGUCCCAAUUGCCAUCAUUGGAUUGACAAUAGCGAUGUUUGUAAUGAAUGGCCUGGUCUUCCUGCUGGUGUAAAAUUUGAUCCUUCUGAUUGUCAACUGCUGGAACAUCUUGCAGCAAAAUGUGAUGCAGGAGAAGAAAAACCCCAUGCAUUCAUUGAUGAAUUCAUUCCAACACUUGACAUGGAUAAAGGGAUUUGUUACACCCAUCCUAAACAUCUUCCAGGAGCUACUAAAGACGGGUCUAGUUUUCAUAUUUUUCACAAAACUUCAAAUGCAUAUGCUUCUGGGCAGAGAAAGCGGCGAAAGAUUCAUAAUGAACCAAAUGAGGAGAGUGUUCGUUGGCACAAGACUGGCAAGACUAAAGCUAUAUUUGACAAUGGAGUUCAGAAGGGGUGUAAAAAGAUUAUGGUCCUCUACAGAAGCUCUCAGAAGGGAUCUAAGCCUCUCAAGUCAGAUUGGGUGAUGCAUCAGUACCAUUUAGGGUAUGAAGAUGAUGAAAAAGAAGGUGCUUUUGUUGUUUCAAAAAUAUUCUACCAAAAACCAAAACAACCUGAAACUGAUGACAGUUGUGUAGCCACUGUGGAAGAGAACACUAAUGCUGUGGCAACUUUGUAUUGUCCGAAGACUCCGAUGGUUCUUACACGCAAUCCUCCUAGGGAAAAUAUGCUCAUUGCUGCGGAGGAUGAAAAAUGUACAAAGAUAGAAACUUGUUUCCCUCAAUCCAGCUCAGUGUAUGAAGGAGAUGUCAACAACCCUCCUGAACACCCGGCAGGGGAGUCUCAGGCUCAAGAUCAGGAUCCGGAUCCGAACCUUAAUGACAUUGAUGAUCCAUUGUUCUGUAACGAGAUAUUUAGUUCUUGUGCUCCACUUGAUGACAGCAUUAGCCUAAAUGACUUGAAUGGAUAUAUUGGAUAUUAUGAUAAUCUUGAUAACAUACAUCUUGAUUCCCUUCCUGAAUUUACACUUGCAGAUUUACAGUUUGGUUCUCAAGAUAGCACACUUGGUUGGUAGUAUCAAAUUGGAAUGGGAUUCCCAAAUUUUGUGAGGAUGCCUUGAGGGGACACCAUAUGGGAUUUCAGUCCAAUGUUUGGAUUUACCAAAUCAUAUUCGAUCUUUUGAGGCACCAAUACAAGAUUUUAGACGGUGCCAUAUAUGACUAAAAGACUGCUGAAGUAUAUGGCUGCACCCCCUUUUAUUCUUGUGUUUAUGCCUCAAAUAUGUCAAGCAACAGGAAAAAAAAACGUUUCAUUUCUUUCUGCCUGUAUGUUGAUUAUGUAUCCUAACUUGUGAACAAGAUUGUUAUGCUGUUAACUUAUUGUAAAUACAUAUUCCAUGCUUUCAUGAC
Molecule: messenger RNA, 1623 nt
Organism: Spinacia oleracea (spinach)
Lineage: Eukaryota; Viridiplantae; Streptophyta; Magnoliopsida; Caryophyllales; Amaranthaceae
Product: SUPPRESSOR OF GAMMA RESPONSE 1
Exons: 6
Coding region: 174-1289 (371 amino acids)
Biological process (GO): regulation of DNA-templated transcription
Cellular component (GO): nucleus
Molecular function (GO): DNA-binding transcription factor activity; transcription cis-regulatory region binding
Source: RefSeq, a predicted model, not a curated record